Esox lucius (northern pike) is the source of this 3246-nucleotide messenger RNA. RefSeq names its product TBC1 domain containing kinase (gene tbck). Lineage: Eukaryota; Metazoa; Chordata; Actinopteri; Esociformes; Esocidae. Gene Ontology annotation, biological process: protein phosphorylation; activation of GTPase activity. The record is from RefSeq and is a predicted model, not a curated record. Gene Ontology annotation, molecular function: ATP binding; GTPase activator activity; protein kinase activity. Bases 304 to 2979 code for a protein of 891 amino acids. The transcript is spliced from 26 exons.
CUAUAAACAUAAACUUUGAGCAAUGAGUAUGUAAAACAAAAAGCUACAAAUGCCGUUUCAUCUGUAAACAAGAUUACUGUGUUUACAAAUAAUUUUGACAGCUUAACUUCGUCGCUGAAAAUUGACGUCACCUGUCACGUUACUUCAACUGCCCAGUGCAUCCGAAUGCAUCCUAAGAAAGAUAAUAUUUAGCGAAAUGAAACGAUUUCUGUUAUUUUAGUAAAUAGCGGGUGUGUGUCGGUGCUGGAGCUGUCAACUUGUGCGAUUAAAAGUUGUCACUGAAUCAGUGAAGAGUUCAGAGUAAUGAGACCCCUGAGAGAUGCCCAGUUAGGGGCCUUCACCUUCUUUGCCUCUGCCCUGCCCCAUGAUGUAUGUGGGAGCAAUGGCCUCCCUCUCACUCCCAACUCCAUAAAAAUCCUGGGGCGCUUCCAGCUCCUCAAAACCAUCACCCACCCUAGGCUUUGCCAGUAUGUGGACAUCACCAGAGGGAAGCACGAACGACUGGUUGUUGUGGCUGAACACUACGAGAGCAGUCUAAAUGAUUUCCAGAAGCUUGGCGCAACUGUCAGCACGGACAAGGUGCUGCAGAUUGCCUAUGAGACCUUGGAGGGCCUGGAGUUCAUGAAUAAACAUGGCAUGGUGCAUCGAGCCCUCAACGCACAGAACGUCCUUAUGGAUGGAAAGGGCAGGGUGAAGCUGGCUAAGUUUGGCCUAUAUCAUAUGACAGACCAUGGGGCUGAUGUGGACUUUCCUAUUGGGUACCCGUCCUACCUGGCUCCAGAGGUCAUCGCCCAGGGCCCAGCCCAUCAUAGUGACACCUCCCAGGGGGACAACCCUCUGCCCUCGGGCCCCAAGACAGACGUGUGGUCUCUGGGGGUCCUGCUCUUUGAGCUAUGUACAGGUAGAGGACUGCUGCAGAACAUUGAAAUAAGCGAGAAGUUAAAAUUCAUCCUCACUCUCGGUUGUAUUGAUGACAUCGUCACAGUCCUUGCAGAGGAGCAUGGAUGCUUGGAUGCCAUUAGGGAUUUGCCGAAGAACGUCGUAACCUUAUUAAGGAAAUGCCUCACCUUCCAGCCCUCCAGACGACCCACUCCCGCGGACUUGCUGGCGGACCCAGUGUUUGAGGGCGUGUCGUGUCUCUACACCCUGUAUCAGCAGCCCGUUGGCCUGUUCUCCUCCUCCCUGCGCUGUGCCCACCUGGAGCUCCCGGAGGACAUCGGCCAGCUCUGCAAAGAUGACGAUGAGGACUACCUGGGGGAAAGGUCCAUAGACGAGGUGUACCAUCUGUGGUGUCUGGCUGGGGGAGACCUGGAGAAGGAGCUGACCAACAAGGAGAUCAUCCAGUCCAAGCCUCCAGUCUGCACCCUUCCCAAUUUCCUGCUGGAGGAUGGAGAGUCGUUUGGUCAAGGAAGAGACCGAAGCUUCCUCUUGGAUGACACGACCGUAACACUCUCUCUGUGUCAGCUGAAAAACAGACUGAAAGACGUGUCAGGAGAGGCAUAUAACCCUUUAUUGGAAGACGAACAGUCCAGUCUGUCCCAGUCCAACAGCAGCAAUGAGCUGUCCUGCACCGUUAACCUGCCACUCAUCAUCAGGGAAAGGGACACAGAGUAUCAACUAAUCCGCAUCAUCCUCUUUGACAGGCUUCUCAAGGCAUACCCGUACAAAAAGAACCAUGUGUGGAAGGAGGCGAGGGUAGACAUUCCUCCUCUCGUACGUGGACUGGCCUGGGCCGCGCUCCUGGGAGUCGAGGGGGACAUUCAAGCCAAAUAUGACGCCAUUGAUAAGGACACGUCCAUACCCACCGACCGACAGAUUGAGGUGGACAUCCCUCGCUGUCACCAGUAUGAUGAGUUACUAUCCUCGCCACAGGGCCACAGAAAGUUCAGGCGUGUGCUUAAGGCCUGGGUGGUCUCUCAUCCUGAGCUUGUCUACUGGCAGGGUUUGGAUUCACUUUGUGCACCAUUUCUCUGGCUGAAUUUCAACAAUGAAGCCCUGGCCUAUGCCUGUAUGUCAGCCUUCAUCCCCAAAUACCUGUAUAACUUCUUCCUGAAGGACAACUCUCAUGUCAUCCAAGAGUACCUCACCGUUUUCUCCCAGAUGAUUGCCUUUCACGACCCGGAGCUCAGCAACCACCUGAAUGAGAUCGGAUUCAUACCUGACCUCUACGCCAUUCCAUGGUUUCUCACAAUGUUCACACACGUCUUCCCCCUUCAUAAGAUCUUCCACCUGUGGGACACCCUGCUCCUGGGGAACAGCUCCUUCCCGUUCUGCAUCGGCGUGGCCAUCUUGCAGCAGCUCCGCGACCGUCUGCUGGCCAACGGCUUCAACGAGUGCAUCCUGCUGUUCUCCGACCUCCCAGAGAUCGACAUUGAGCGCUGCGUCCGGGAAUCCAUCAGCCUGUUCUGCUGGACCCCCAAGAGCGCCACGUACCGGCAACACGCCCAGCCCCCGAAGGCCCAGGCAGACCGGAGCGCCAGCUGCUUCGGCAAGACGGCGACCCACUACUCCUCCGACUACCAGGACAUGCCGAAGACGGACCUGUCGCGGGAACCCUUGGCGCUGCGUGACCUGAAAGCAGAGGUGUCACCCCGGAUCUCUGCUGAGGACCUCAUUGACCUGUGUGAGCUGUCGGCUGGGGGCCAGACCAAGAAGAGCAAGGCCGGAAAACCCAAGAUUCUUGCCGUUGACAUCCGCAGCAUCGAGGACUUUGGCCGAGGACACAUCUCCGGCAGCGUCAACAUCCCCUACAGCACGGCCUUCUCUGCCGACGGGGAGCUGGCGCAGUGUCCCGCCACAGGCACUCUUCAGAGCUUCAGGGGCCGCGUCAUCGUGGUCAUCGGACACUCCAUGAAGAGCGCCGCCAUGUUUGCCACGCACCUGGUGAAGGUGAACUACCCCCGGGUGGCCACUCUGGAUGGAGGCAUCAACAAGAUGAAGCACACUGGCCUCCUCACUGUCCCUUCCCCCCAGAUCUGACCUGUGACCACGCCCACAAGCUGCCCAUCAAACUCAGCCCAGCCCACACUAGCAAAAGGGAUCUUUUACCAACAGGCAUUCUGUUGGUAAAAGGUAUUCUAACACAUUGUAAAAUAUUGGAUUGUGGUGUUAUAUACUUUUUGCUUUAGAUCGUUGGAUGAAGAAGUCCCUCUUUUUUGAUACGUUGCAGUGCUGUACUGUAUAUAUGCUGUAUGUGCUUGGUGAGAAGUCAUAGCAUUAAAACAAGUCUGUUUCUGACUCUGCAAA